Mollisia scopiformis is the source of this 1729-nucleotide messenger RNA. RefSeq names its product Metallo-dependent phosphatase. Gene Ontology annotation, cellular component: cytoplasm. The record is from RefSeq and is a predicted model, not a curated record. Gene Ontology annotation, molecular function: phosphoprotein phosphatase activity. The transcript has 3 exons. Bases 1 to 1638 code for a protein of 545 amino acids. Lineage: Eukaryota; Fungi; Ascomycota; Leotiomycetes; Helotiales; Mollisiaceae.
AUGACCAGAAGAAUUGUUCGGACAAUCUGCCAACUUGGGGCACUCACUGUCUUCUCUCUCAUCGUGGUCUACUUCCUCGACAACCAAUUUCGAGUCCUCCCAUCAGCGAUUCACAACGCUCUGCCUGCCCACCACCCAGGAUUAGUGAUAACAGACAUCACCGUCACGAAAUGUUCGCGGGUCAACGUCUUCAGCUCCUGCCAGCUUGACCCAGAUUUGUGGCACAGGAUAGAGAAGGACUUGUAUUUGGGGAGUGGAUGGGUUAGCAGUGCAUACAUACACAUCAAGCGGAAGAAAGAGGAGGAGUUACAACCAGAUGAUAAGGUUAUCAUCGAUGUUACGAUCGGCCGUCUAGAUCCCAGUACUGGGGUGAAGGGUGAAGGAAACGAGAAGUGGGAAUCUAGACCAGCCGGAUUAUGGUUGAAGCGGUCUGCGAAACGGCAUGCGAGCGAUUCCUCGAAAGCUAUCACCGCGGUGGAUGUCUUGUUCGGUGCAGAUGCUGUUGAUCCAAGAGAUGGCUGGGAAGUAGUUGGUACUGCUCUACUGUUUGACACAGCUGCCGAAGGACACGAGGCGAGAUUGAGCGUGAGGAGAGGAAAGGAGGCAGGACAUGCGAAGCCUGUGCCGAGAGUUAAGGAGAAUGGAAAGUUUAAGAUCAUGCAAGUUGCGGAUCUACAUUUGAGCACUGGAACUGGUGCGUGCAGAGAUGCAAUGCCUGAAGGCUUGAAUGGUGGACAUUGUGAGGCGGAUCCCAGAACAUUGGAAUUUGUGGGAAAGCUACUGGAUCAAGAGAAGCCUGAUCUCGUCGUGCUGAGUGGAGAUCAAGUCAAUGGAGAAACAGCGCCUGAUGCGCAAAGUGCAAUUUUUAAAUAUGCUGAGCUCUUCAUCAAACGUCAAAUCCCAUACGCUACCAUAUUCGGGAACCACGACGAUGAAGGAUCGCUUCCCCGAGCUGGUCAAAUGGCUUUGAUCGAGUCUCUUCCGUACUCCCUCUCCAUUCCUGGCCCCGAGGGUAUCGACGGCGUAGGGAAUUAUUUUGUCGAAGUCCUCGCUCAAGGCAGCUCCAAACACUCAGCACUGACCAUCUACCUCCUUGACACACAUGCAUACUCGCCCGACGAGCAUCUCUACAAAGGCUACGACUGGCUGAAGAAGAGCCAAAUCGACUGGUUCAAGACCACCGCUCAAAGUUUGAAGAAGGAACACGCGGGCUACACACACAUUCACAUGGAUCUAGCAUUCAUCCACAUCCCACUCCCUGAGUACCGCGACGAAGGCCUACCUCGAAUUGGAGAAUGGCGCGAACGUGUCACAGCUCCAGGCUUCAACUCUGGGUUUCGCGACGCAUUAGUAGAAGAAGGGGUCGUGAUGGUAUCCUGCGGGCACGAUCACGCCAAUGAAUAUUGCUCCCUGAGCAGUACUGAGUCUGGUGCUCCUGCAUUAUGGAUGUGCUAUGCUGGCGGGAGUGGAUUUGGAGGGUACGGUGGAUAUGGGGGAUACCACCGCAGGGUGAGGUUCUUUGAGGUUGAUUUGAAUGAGGCAAGGAUCACGACUUAUAAGAGAGUUGAGUACGGAGAGGUGGAGAAGAGGAUUGAUGAGCAGAUUAUUGUUGAAGGUGGUCGGCCAAAGGGGUUGUGAAUAUGGGAGGAGCAUGAUAUGGGUACAAUAUAUUAUGGGGAUGGUGGAGGGUACGGAAUGGCGUUCGGUGCUCGUGGCUUCCUAGUGGCCG